Messenger RNA from Bubalus bubalis (water buffalo), 1449 nucleotides. It is a transcript of the gene LYPD5, whose product is annotated as LY6/PLAUR domain containing 5. The record is from RefSeq and is a predicted model, not a curated record. Gene Ontology annotation, cellular component: plasma membrane. The transcript is spliced from 5 exons. Bases 67 to 867 code for a protein of 266 amino acids. Lineage: Eukaryota; Metazoa; Chordata; Mammalia; Artiodactyla; Bovidae.
AGAACCAGCCAGGCAGAAGUCAGAGCAGGAGGAGCUGUCUUCCGUGUCUCCACUCAGGUCCACAACAUGGCAGUGGGAGUCGCCAGAGUCAUCCUGCUGGGCCUCUUUGGGCCUGUCCUCUGCCUGACCGAUGUCCAGACUUCUGAGUCCAGUGGCUCCCAGGCCCAGCAAUGCUACAGCUUCCAACACAUCUACUUCGGGCCCUUUGACCUCAGUAAUGUGAACUUCAGCAAUGUCUUCUGUCCGCAGGGAUGCUCUGAGGCUGUCUUGUCCCUGAACACUGGGUACCGCUCCUCAGUGACCUUGGUACAGAAGGGCUGCUGGAGUGGCCCGCUCACGGGCCAGAUGCUGUCGGACGACAAGUCGCUGCCGCCUGACUACUCGGUCGUGCGCCGCUGUGCCACCGACUUGUGCAACGCGAACCUCCAGACCCACGACUCCCUCCCCAAUCUGAGCCCGGCGCCCAACCCGCCGACGCUCAGCGGCACCGAAUGCUACGCCUGCGUGGGGAUCAACCCAGAAGACUGCACCCCGGAGAAGUCCCGGCGGGUCAAGUGUCACCAGGACCAGAGCGUCUGCUUCCAGGGCAAUGGACGAAUGACUCUUGGCAAUUUCUCAGCCCCUGUGUACGUCCGAACCUGCCAACGGCCCUCCUGCACCAUCAAAGGCACCACCAGCCCCUGGACAAACAUCGACUUGCAGGGCUCCUGCUGUGAGGGGGACCUCUGCAACAGGGACUCCCUGACCCAGUCUUUCACCAGCGCCUCGGACACUGCUGCUCCCUGGGUGCCCCAUGUCACGGGCCUGCUCCUCAUGGUCUCCCUGCUGGGUGGUGCUCUGGGAGGACCCCUCGGGCUCGCCUCAUAGUCAGUCCCUCCAGCCUCUUCCUGAGUGGGAUGCUGCGGGCAGGGCACACACAUCCCCUUCUGAUUGCUUCACUCCCUGGAAUGUGGAAAAUCAGAGUUACACACCUGUCUCUCUCUCUCUCCCUCCCUCCCUCCUGCUUUCCUACUGAUGCCUAGCCCUUACCUGGUCAGCAGGCCUGGAAGAAACUGGGCAAGGUCCCCAGAACCCCAGGGUGGGGAGAAAUGGCCACAUCCCACAUAAAGAGCAAAUCUGAUCCUGUGCUGAGCACCAAACAGGCCCAGCCUCCCCACAGUCCAUUUCCUGUUGUGGGUUUCCUGGUCUGAGGCUCUCCCAGAACCUAACCAGCUCCAGCAGGGAGCUACAAGGAUGUCUUUAUUAGUACCAUCAUGGGAGACUUGAAAGGCAGUAUAACCAGCAUAUCCUAGACAUUAGGAGCCCAGACCCUGAAGCCAGGCUGCAUGGGUUCAAGUCCCACCUCUACCAUUUAGCCUGUGGGUGACCUUGGUGGUUACUUAACCUCGCUGAGACUGUUUCCUCACCUGUUGGGCAGAGGUGAAAAUAAAGCCUACGAUAAUGACAAGA